AUGAAUAACGUUACUGCUGCUGCUGCUGCUGCCGGCGAUGCCGCCGCGGGCAUCGCCGGGAUUUCGUACUGGAAGCUGUUCGCUACGUUCACAGUGCUCGUGCUCGUAUGGGACCAGAUCUCGUACAUCCAGAAGAAGGGGUCCAUCGCGGGGCCCACGUUCAAGAUGUACCCGAUCAUCGGCCCCUUCCUGGAGUCCCUGGACCCGAAGUUCGAGGAGUACAAGGCCAAAUGGGACUCUGGGAAACUGUCCUGUGUCUCGAUCUUCCACAAGUUCGUCGUCAUCGCCUCCGACAGAGACCUCUCGCGGAAGAUCUUCCAGGCGUCGCAGUUCGUGAAGCCUUGUGUCGUCGACGUCGCCGUCAAGAUCCUGAGACCGCAGAAUUGGGUGUUCUUGGACGGGAAGGCGCACACGGACUACAGGAAGUCCCUCAACGGGCUGUUCACGAAGACCGCCUUGGCCCAGUACUUGCCCUCGCUAGAGAUCGUCAUGGACAAGUACAUGGAGAAGUUCGUCGAGUACUCCAAGGAGAACAACUACGAGCCCCGCGUGUUCUUCCACGAGAUGCGGGAGAUCCUCUGUGCCGUCUCCCUGCGUGCGUUCUGCGGGAACUACAUCACAGAGGACCAAACAAGGAAGAUCGCCGACGACUACUACCUUGUCACUGCCGCACUGGAACUAGUCAACUUCCCCAUCAUCUUGCCCUUCACAAAGACGUGGUACGGGAAGAAAACCGCGGACAUGGCAAUGAAGAUCUUCGAGAACUGUGCACAGCAGGCGAAGGACCACAUUGCGGCAGGCGGGGAGCCCGUUUGUGUCAUGGACGCCUGGUGCAAGUUGAUGCAGGACGCCAAGGACGACGACGACGAGGAGGCCCGCGUGCUGCACAGACAGUUCUCCAACAAGGAAAUCUCAGAGGCCAUCUUCACGAUGUUGUUCGCCUCGCAGGACGCGUCCUCCUCGCUGUGUUGCUGGUUGUUCCAAUUGAUGGCCGAUAGACCAGAUAUUUUGGCAAAGGUCAGAGAGGAGCAACUCGCCGUCAGAGGCGGCGACCCAACGAAGCGUGUCGACUUGGACAUGAUUGAGGAAAUGAAGUACACGUACAUGGUCAUCAAGGAGACGCUCCGUUACAGACCCCCGGUCAUCAUGGUCCCCUACGUCGUUAAGAAGAAGUUCCCAGUGACACCAAACUACACAGCGCCAAAGGGCGCCAUGCUCAUCCCAACACUGUACCCGGCACUCCACGACCCAGAGGUCUACGAAAACCCAGACGAGUUCAUCCCAGAGAGGUGGGUCGAGGGGUCCAAGGCCUCAGAGGCAAAGAAGAACUGGCUAGUGUUCGGCUGUGGACCACACGUCUGCCUCGGCAGAACAUACGUCAUGAUCACCUUCUGUGCUCUGCUCGGCAAGUUCGCCAUGUACACCAACUGGGAACACAAAGUCACCCCGCUCAGCGAGAAGAUCAAAGUGUUCGCUACCAUCUUCCCCAAGGACGACUUGCUCUUGAACUUCAAGAAAAGAGAUCCAAUCACGGGUGAAAUCCACGAGUAG
This is a messenger RNA of Huiozyma naganishii CBS 8797, 1551 nucleotides long. RefSeq names its product C-22 sterol desaturase (gene ERG5). Gene Ontology annotation, biological process: sterol metabolic process. The transcript has a single exon. Gene Ontology annotation, molecular function: iron ion binding; oxidoreductase activity, acting on paired donors, with incorporation or reduction of molecular oxygen; heme binding. The coding region runs from base 1 to 1551 and encodes 516 amino acids. The record is from RefSeq and is a predicted model, not a curated record. NCBI's taxonomy places the organism in Eukaryota, Fungi, Ascomycota, Saccharomycetes, Saccharomycetales, Saccharomycetaceae.